Molecule: messenger RNA, 1419 nt
Organism: Guyanagaster necrorhizus
Lineage: Eukaryota; Fungi; Basidiomycota; Agaricomycetes; Agaricales; Physalacriaceae
Product: MFS general substrate transporter
Exons: 5
Coding region: 1-1419 (472 amino acids)
Biological process (GO): transmembrane transport
Cellular component (GO): membrane
Molecular function (GO): transmembrane transporter activity
Source: RefSeq, a predicted model, not a curated record
AUGGAUGCUCCCCAGGACAGCCAACAUACAAAGUAUACCGACAGCGAGAAAAGCCAACUCAGCCUCGAACUCGAUGCACGGUCGUCAAGGAGAUUAUGGUUCAAGAUGGACUUCUUUAUACUUCCAGUCGUCGGCGCAUUCUAUUCCUUGUCGAUGCUCGACAGAACGAGUAUAGGCAAUGCGCAGGUGGCAGGACUACAAACCGACCUCAAAAUGACAAACACGCAGUAUAGCAUUGCCCUGACUGUCACCUACAUCCCGUACAUUGUCGUUGACCUCCCCUCAAAUUUGCUACUUCGGGUCAUUGGACCGAACUAUCUCCUGCCCACCACAGUGGUCCUCUGGGGCGUAGUCACGGCCCUUCAAGGACUGGUGAAAAGCUAUAGCGGCCUCCUUGCCUGUCGGUUCUUCCUCGGACUCUUAGAGGGCGGCAUCUUCCCCGGAUUGGUAUUAUACCUUUCGCAUUUCUACCCCCGCGUCAAAAUGACCACCCGUGUAUCUGCAAUGUACGCUUUCGCCUCAAUCACAGGGUCGUUCGCAGGGAUACUCGCCUUUGGUAUCUCACAAAUGCAUGGCAAGCUCGGACAUUCAGGGUGGCAAUGGAUAUUCAUCAUCGAAGGCUGUUUCACUAUCUUUGGCGGCAUCGUGAAUGGCUUGCUCAUGCCUCGAGAUCCCAUGUCUGCGAACUUCUUGCGUCCAGAGGAGCGCGAGUAUGUCGCCAGUCAGGUUUCUGAGUCUGGUGGAGAGAAGUUCGAGUGGAGAGAAGUCAGGAAGGCAUUCCUCACGCCGCACGUUUGGAUCCUGAGUGUUGUAUUCUUCUUUUCUGGCAUCCUCCUCUUUGGUUUGGCUUACUUUACACCGUCGAUUGUCCAGAGCUUGGGAUACAGUUCGGCCCGCUCGAACCUCAUGAGUGUGCCGCCGUUUGCUGUCGCCUUUGCGGUGUCAUUGGGCACCUCCUACUUAUGUGACCGAUUCCAUAUCCGAGGCCUUGUCUGCAUCAUCUCCUCCAUCGUCUCCAUGAUAGGAUUCAUUGUCUUUCUCAAAUCGACGGCCCAUGACACCCGGUAUGGCAGUCUGUUCCUCUCCAUACCUGGGGCGUUUACCUCCGCUCCGACGCUGGCGGCAUGGAACGCGGCCAAUUCUGAGCCGCAUGUUCGCCGAGCGACGACGAUCGCUAUUGGGGUUAUGAUGACGAGCGCCGGGGGGAUCUUGUCGACGUGGUUGUUGGGGAGCUUGAGCGCUGCGCCUGAUUAUACGCUUGGGACUAGAGCGAUGAUUGCGUUUAGCGCUGCAAUGGCGAUGGGGUCCGCGGUGUGCUUGGGGUAUUUCAAGUGGAUGAAUCAGAGGAAGAAGACGGUGCUGGGACGGGGGGUGAAUCGUUCUGUCGGUCACGUUGAGAACACGGAUUACAAUUUUUGA